AUGUCAUAUCAGGGACGUUCCUUCGCCACGAGCCCAUUCCAGGAUAACCGCUCCCGCUCCAACCAAGGCCUUGCCGGACUCGGCCUCUCAACUGGCCCAGCAGGCCUCUCGAAUAAAGUGGGAGGAUAUUUCGAAAACAACGAUCGCACUCUCCCCAUGUACAAAGACAAGCCAUACUUUACGCCGAAGCGCACGGCUCCACGGAGACGAUGGAGACCGUUGUUUGUGCUGGGGGUGUGCGUGUUGACGUUUUUGUGGUAUUAUAAGUCGUCGAUGCCCGUAUGGCAGGACUCGAAUUCGAGGGACGUCGGCGUUGAUCUCUGGAAAUGGGCGCAGACGAUUGAUGACGAGAGUCCUUCAAAGAAUGUCGAUUGGAAUGAGCGUCGGGAGAAGGUGCGGGAUGCGUUUGUUAUUAGUUGGCAAGGAUAUGAGAAGGAUGCAUGGGGCUCGGACGAGUACAACCCGGUCUCGGGUCGAAGCAGAAACAUGAUUGAAGGUGGUAUGGGCUGGAUCAUUGUUGAUGCGCUUGACACUAUGAUGAUCAUGAACUUGACCACCGAGGUACGCCAUGCGAGGGAGUGGAUUUCCACUUCGUUAAAGUAUAAUCAAGACCACGACGUGAGCACCUUUGAAACGACUAUUCGUAUGCUGGGAGGUUUACUCUCCGCACACCAUCUGUCGACGAAAUAUCCGGACCUCGCCCCAAUAGCGGAUGACGAUGUCGGUGCUGCUGGCGAGGAUUUGUACAUUGAAAAGGCCACUGACCUCGGAGACCGCUUGCUUGGAGCAUUCGAGUCUCCCUCUGGUAUUCCCUACGCAAGUGUGAACCUGAACAAGUCGGAAGGCUUGCCGUCGCAUGGUGACGGAGGUGCCUCUUCUACUGCCGAGGCAACUUCAGUCCAACUUGAGUUCAAGUAUCUGGCAAAGCUGACUGGCGAGGCCGAAUAUUGGAGGGCCGUGGAGAAGGUUAUGGAGGUUAUUGAUGAGCAGCACCCUCAGGAUGGCCUCGUUCCUAUCUUCAUCAACCCCAAGACAGGUCACUUCCAUGGCGAGAAUAUUCGUCUGGGCAGUCGGGGUGAUUCGUACUACGAAUACCUGAUUAAGCAGUACCUCCAAACUUCCGAGCAGGAGCCUGUCUACAAAGAACUGUGGGAUGAAUCCCUGGCUGGAAUUCGCAAACACCUGCUUGCAUUCUCCCAAAAUGCCCAGUUGAUGGUCCUGGGAGAGCGACCCAACGGUCUGAAGGAGAACCUCACUCCUAAAAUGGACCACCUAGUUUGCUUCCUUCCUGGAACAUACGCUCUUGGAGCUACAGGUGGUCGGCCCCUGGCAGAGGCAAGAAAAUCUGCGGAUUGGUCUCAGCAGCGUGAGGAGGAGAUUUUCAUCUCUAAGGAAUUGAUGAAAACUUGUUGGGCAACAUACCUUGCAACAGCGACUGGCCUUGCGCCGGAGAUUUCCCACUUCAUUCUCGACUCCCCACCUGUCAUGAUGGGAGACAAGUAUCCCGAUCCCAAAUCCGCUUCCGGAAUGUCACCGCAGGAACUGAGGUCAAUCUCUCAACCCCUCUCACCCCAGUUUGAUGGCUCGGAGCCCUGGCGCAAGGAUAUUGAGAUCCACAACAUGGAUCGCCACAACCUGCAACGUCCAGAGACCGUCGAAUCUCUCUUCUACAUGUACCGCAUCACUGGAGACGAGAUCUACCGUGAGUGGGGUUGGGAAAUGUUCAAAGCAUUCGUCAAAUACACCGCCGUGGUCGAGGGGGAAGACUCUGAACUGGCGGAAGGAGAGGCUACGAUCAGACGGAUCAAGGGUUUUACUUCCUUGUCCAACGCCAACACCAUCCCGCCCACUACGCGUGAUAAUAUGGAGAGCUUCUGGAUGGCCGAGACGCUCAAGUAUUUCUAUUUGUUGUUCUCAGACCGGGACUUUAUUUCCCUCGAGGACCAUGUAUUUAAUACCGAGGCUCAUCCGCUGCCACGGUUUAAGCCGACUGGUGACUUGAAGACUGGCUGGCAGCGGAAGCCAAAGGUCGCCGACGCUGUUGAAGCUGCCGAGUAG
This is a messenger RNA of Penicillium cataractarum, 2058 nucleotides long. Its product is annotated as glycoside hydrolase family 47 protein. Lineage: Eukaryota; Fungi; Ascomycota; Eurotiomycetes; Eurotiales; Aspergillaceae. Gene Ontology annotation, cellular component: membrane; endoplasmic reticulum. The transcript has 3 exons. Gene Ontology annotation, molecular function: calcium ion binding; mannosyl-oligosaccharide 1,2-alpha-mannosidase activity. The coding region runs from base 1 to 2058 and encodes 685 amino acids. The record is from RefSeq and is a predicted model, not a curated record. Gene Ontology annotation, biological process: carbohydrate metabolic process; N-glycan processing.